AUGGGUGAGAACGUUGUGUUGUCUUUGGAACUGAAUCCAUUGAAGUGUAACAAAUGUGAUAAGGUAAAACGCUGAAUUUUUUAAUUAUUACAACAAGUUUUACAUUUUAAAGCGUUUUAAAAAGGGAAAAGUAGACUUGUAACUUUAAACAUUGUUUAAAAAAUUUUUAAAAAAUCUGUUACAGGAGCUAUCAACCCCGAUUCGCCUCCCAUGCCAGCACUGUUUUUGCCUUUCUUGCAUUCAAGGCCACAAAGAAUGUCUUACCUGCUCUCUCAACAUCACUGAAAUUCCAUUACAACCGGAUCCAAUUUUGAUAUACCUACUAGAAUCAUCGAAAGAACAAACCGAACAAUGUGCCAAUUGUGACAGAUCAGAGAAUGUAAUGUUCUUUUGUGAAACAUGCCAGCAACCUUUAUGUGAUGAGUGUAGAGUGUUGACACAUCAGGCCAAAAUCUUCUCAUCUCAUCAUAUUUUACCGUUGGAAGAGAGUGGGAGGUUAAGAGGGCAGUUACAAUGUAAAGAACACAAGUCACCGUUCGUACUGUUUUGCUCGGAGUCGAAGAAUUUGAUGUGUAUUGAAUGUUUUAAUAAUUCUUCGGUGGAGAAAAGGUAAGAAAAGCGGUUUUGUAGCUAAAAAGUGUCAAAUUUUAUGGUUGUUCAAAGAAUUUACUUAAUUUUUUGAUGGAAUUUGAUUUAAACUCGCAACAAACUCAAUACAUUCAUGAUCAUUUUGAACUUUUUAUUUUAAAAAUAAUCUUAAAAGACUUUAAUUUAAUCUAAACUAAUCUAAAAAAUAAUGAUGGUACUUUUAGGAAUCACUUCUUAAGCAUCGAAGUUGCCCACAAGAACUGUCAAGAACGUUUGAAUGAGAGCGUCAAGUUGUUGAAGAACUUCCAAAACGAGUUGAAAGAGCAGAUAGAGGUCAGGAAAAGUGCUCAAGAACAAGUCAGCAUGAGUUCGCAGGCUAUUCAGCGGGAGUAAGAUUUUUUUUAGCUUUAUUUUCUACUAGUGUGAUCAGGAGUUUGUAUGAUUUAGUUGCAGUAAAGUGUUUUUUAAAAUUUUUUAUUGAGUUUUAAAAACUCGUACUGAUUUUUUGAAGUAAAUUAUGCUUUUAGAAUUGAAGAACAAUGUGAGAUUAUGAUGAGCAAGAUCAGAAGUGUCAAAGAUCGUGUUAUAGACCAAAUCAAGAUGACCGAACAAGAUCGAGCAGGUCAAAUCUUGAAGCAGAUUAAAACACUAAUUAAUAUUGAAGUAGGUUUGAAAUUAUUCUGCUUUUGUUAAUUUUUCAAAUUUAAAAACAUUUUUUGACUAAAAAUCUCGUUUUAUCGUAUUUUAUAGAUAUUAAUCAUAAAAGAUUAGAAGGAAUAUUCUAAACUCACAUUUUAGGCCCCAAUCAAGCUCAACCUCCUCAGCGCUUCAGUAUUUUGUUCCUACGCUUCUCAACUCGACCUUCUUCAUUCGUUCUCCUCUCUUUUGGAGAAUAUCAAAAUUAUUUUGGCACAAAAAAUGGAGAACAUUCCUUCAGACGGCUUUGGCAAUGUUAACUAUGUUGACCAGUUUGUGAAGGCUGUGGAAACAGAACUAGACUUUCCUCAAUGCUCUAACAACAGCCAGAACAUUCAGAGUAACAUGAAUCAACUCUCUUUGCAGUUGUUUAACAACAAUGAUAUUGAGGAUGACAAUGACAGUAACAAGAGCUCGUAUGCUUCGUAUGCCUUCAAGAACAUGGUAAUGAGAGAUCAUAGUUAUGCGGGUAUUGAGUAUGGACAGACGACGUUUGGAGAGCAGAUUCAGAGGAUUGAGAUACCCUUAAAAGACUUUGUCAAUGAGAGAAAUGUCAUUUCAAACAAGUUGCUAGAGAUACAACAAGAUAUUACCAAAAGAAGGUGUUUGGUGGAUAAGAAGAUGAUCGAAUCAUUGAUAAAUAACUGUGAAGCUCUCAAGACACGAGUGACAGGUCAUCUACAGCUUGUUGAUGAGGUCGAGAGCAUACUUCAAGACCUGUGGAUGGAGCAAUUCGACUCUCUUCGACGGCAAAAUGCCAUUUUUCAGCAGAAGAAAGAGGAAUACACCUCGCUUCAGAAGUUUUCCCAAAAGAUCCUCGACACUGUGCUCAAAGUGCGCACUGUCAGUAGCUUCUUGGCUUCAGUAAUCAGCGUAGUCGAUGACAGACGAUGUGGACCUACCACGAUUCCGCCGAUGGAACAGAUUUGUAUGCAGAUCUUGACACUGUCUCCAGAUUCCAAACAACGAUGCGAAGCCAUUGAGAAGGAGGAAGAGAACAGACGAUUAGCAAAAGAAAAAGAGAAACAAGAAAGUGUGGAUGAGGUGAAACAACUGCCAAAGGCUUUGAAGGAAACUCCGAGAAAGGGCAGGCCUGUGUCUAUGAUGAUGAUCGAGAACAGUAGGGAUCGGCCGAUGCUACCUGUCAUGAUGAAGAAGAAAAAGAGGGCGUUAGUUUUUUGAGAGUGACUUAUAUUAUAGUAAUGUUGAGUGGGAUUUAUAUUAUAGUAGUGGUAUCUAAAAUAUUACAAAGUUGUUUUAUUUGAAUAGUUUUUGAUUUUGAUCUACUGUUUUACGUAUGUUUAGGACAAAAAGUAUUUGCCCAUAAGAUCCUUUAUAAAAAUUGUUAUAUUUUUUAAUCUUUCUUAUUUUAGAAAGCACAAUUCUCAAUCAGACGAAAGCAGUGGAAUCAGAAGUCCAUCUCCAAAGGAUUUCUGCUCAUCAGCUACAAGUUUGGAUACAGUAUCAUUGAAUACAAUAGGUAUAUCAUCAACGCCUUCUGUCAGCCCAAUUGGAAGGCAAAAACAAGACGUAUCGUUAUUGCCUGAUGAUUUUUUGUUAAACGACGAUCUAUCAGAAGUUACAAAAGCUCCUUCAGUAGCUAGUGAAGGGCCUAGAAGGACAGUGGGCAUCAAAACGCAAGGUUCACAACUAGAUUCAGACAAAAAUGCUGGGAAAACAACGGAAAAUAUGAAGGAAAGUACUAGUUGUACUAGCCCAAACCUACCAACAGCUUCAGUCAAUGCCUCUACGGAAUCAAACUCAGUAGCAGCAUCAUCAGGUGUUAUAUCAUCAAGUGCUAAUCCUACAUGCCCGAGCCCAAUAACCAAACCUCCGACAAGCCCAAGAACCCUAAUAUCACCACCACCAUCACCAGUUGUCAAACCUAAACCAACAGUAAGAUCGGUGCCACCAAUACCUCCACCUUCACCACGGAGUGUAGAUCUUGAUUCACAACCUUCUACCCCAAAAACUUCACGAACGUUUAGUUACGGCGUUAGUAUGGGCAAUAACGCACCUUCAGAAGGCACACUCAAGGCGAGGGAGAUGCUGCUACAGUCGAUCAAAGAGAGAGUAAAGCGAAUAGACUAG
Messenger RNA from Bursaphelenchus okinawaensis, 3375 nucleotides. The record is from the annotation of a GenBank genome assembly. Lineage: Eukaryota; Metazoa; Nematoda; Chromadorea; Rhabditida; Aphelenchoididae.